Messenger RNA from Sus scrofa (pig), 4771 nucleotides. RefSeq names its product disintegrin and metalloproteinase domain-containing protein 25. Gene Ontology annotation, cellular component: external side of plasma membrane; sperm head plasma membrane; plasma membrane. The record is from RefSeq and is a predicted model, not a curated record. Lineage: Eukaryota; Metazoa; Chordata; Mammalia; Artiodactyla; Suidae. Gene Ontology annotation, biological process: male gonad development; proteolysis. Gene Ontology annotation, molecular function: metalloendopeptidase activity.
GCUGCAAUUCAACCCCUAACCUGAGAACCCUCCAUGUGCCCCAGGUGUGCCCUAAAAAAAAGACCAAAAAAAAAAAAAAAAGUAACAUAAAUAGUGGUCUAAAGAAAUGGCUAACUGAUUAUAGUUUUGGAAGUGGCUUUAGUAACCAAAGCAAGUUAUAACCAGACGCUCCACAUACCAUAGUCUGCACAGUAUAUGGACAUCCUGAGAAUGGAAGUCUUCCUCUCUGCUGGGCCAGACACUGUCAACUUAACCAGCUGACUUGCACAUUUAGUAGAAUUAAAUAAGAAUAAGAAGCAUACCAUGAAGAAUUGUGGGUAUACAGGACAUUGUUCUUGCUUUAAUGAAAUGACAGUUCCAUAAAUGACAGAAAAAUGCUUCCAGAAAAAAGGAAGUCAAGAAACAUUACUUUUUUAAAAAAAAGAUUUUAUUUAAGCAGAAAUCACUAAAACAGGGUCUAGUAGAUGAUAAGUUCCUAAUCAGGCAUAUUUCAUUUUUAUAAUACCUAGGAAGGGAAGUAAAUUUGAUCACUGUAUUAGAAUCCUCAUAGCAGACUUAAUUUUCUGUGAUUUUUCAACUAGGCCAAGGGUUCUCACUUGAAACAAUCUCACUACUUUAAUAAUCUGAUAAAGACAGUGGAUAUUUUGCUAGAUAAAUAAAUGUAAGCAUUUUAUAUAUAAAAAUACUGAAGGCAAUAAAAAAAUCCCUACUGUGUAUUUUACCCCAACCACUCUGUCCAAAUUAGACCUCUAAACAACUGAAUUACCUUGUCUUGCAUGUUCACUUCCCAAAUGUAUAGUAUCAUGUUGGCACAUAAUGUGUUUUUCAAAAGUUUUAUUCAAACAAAAAAAAGCAGAAAUCAGUACUGCCAGCCAGUCAUGGUUCUAGAUUUCAUGCCAACAAAUAUCUGAUAACACAUUUAUAUUAUUGAGAAAUUUUCGUGUGUGUGUGUGUGUGUGUGUUUCAUUUAUGAAAUAAAUACAUAAGGUUAAGGUUGACCUCAGGAACUAGUCACCUAGCAAUCCUAUAAAUGUGGGCACUUUGAUGUCUUUGCCACUCUGAGAUAAUACUACUUUCCUCAAAGCUUUCCACCAUUCUUUUAGGAUUCACUGUUUUCCUUUGCAUUUCAGAAGGAUCUUUAUUUCGUCUUCAGUACAUUCCCAACUGUAACUGUUAGUCUUUCAGCUACACUGAUUUUCUUCCAUUGUAUAUGGCCAGAGGUUUUUUAAUGUUGUUCUUAAGAGUAUAAUAAAAUGUAAAUACUUCUGAGUAUCAUCCAUCAACAACCCAACACAGGCCCCUUCCAAAACCACCUUGGUCUACUGACUACUGAACUGAGUACCAUUACAGUAGAUUCUCAGAGGUGUGAAAGACAGUGAUGUUUGACCCCCACAAUUUCACAGGUUUACAUCAAGAUGAGUGCAGGGGAGUCAAGAUAAGUAAUAACUUGUCAAGUAGAAGUAUAUUAUAUGGACAAUGAGAAAAAAUAUAUGUGAAUAAUAUUUACAUCUCUCCUGAAUAAUGUGAUUAAAUCUUCAUUUGUAAGUAAAAGGAAGACCUACAUUUUGUUAUUUAUAAACAAUCCAUGUGUAAUACAAGACUCCUUUAUCAGAAUAUGACAAAUGUUCAUUUUUCUAUUAAGACACUUUGUUUUACAUAUUUAUUGUGGAAAUGUUUGCACAUACUUAUAGAGAAUGCUAUCAUGAAUCACUAUGUGUCCUUCAUCUAGGUUCAACAAGUGUCAUCCUAGGCCAAUACUGUUCCUUUGGACAAUCACAUUCUCCCUCUGUCUCACCAUUACUUAAUAGUGAAUGCAAUGCAAGACAUUAAACUAUUUCUUAAGCCAAACACUUACCUAUUUUAAUCCAGAACCUCUUUCUGCUCUACCUUGGUUUGCUCAAAUUCCCACCUCUAUCUCUAUUUUUUCUUUUAGUGCUGCUGCUUCAAUGGCAUGACUCUGCCAGAGAAUAGAUUAAAGGUCAGUGCUGAAUUCAACCAGAUCAGAAGAAGAAGACAAAACAGUGAUGUAUUUUUGUCCUCCCCUAUUUUUUUUUAACCAAUGGCUAAUUAUGAUGGGUCCAUAAUAGCUGUGGGUGACUUCCUGGUGUAUAUGAAGAUCCCCCUCCUGCUGCUCUGGCCGAAAGUAUUUCUCUUCCUUCCUGGAUGGUCCCAGAUUGGACACUCCCAAAGACAUGGUCCCCAAGAAGUGGUUAUACCCUUGAAGGUAACAAACACUGGCAGGGAUGUGAAGUCUCAUGGCUGGCUCUCUUACAGACUGUACUUUGGGGGCAAGAUAUAUGUUAUUCACAUAAAGGUCAAGAAGCAUUUUUUGUCCAAAAACCUCCCAGUGUUCACCUACACAGAUCAGGGUGCUCUCCUGGAGGACCACCCUUUUAUUCAGAAUGACUGUUACUAUCAUGGUUAUGUGGAGGGGGACCCAGAAUCUCUGGUUUCCCUCAAUACCUGUUUAGGGGGUUUUCAAGGAAUGUUACAGACAAAUGACAUUGUUUAUAAAGUUGAGCCCAAAAGGCUUUCAACAACAUUUGAACAUCUAGUAUAUAAGAUGGACAAUGAAGAAACAGAAUUUCCACCCAUGAGCUGUGGAUUAACAGAUGAAGAAAUAGAACAACAAGUGACAUUUCAGGAGAGUGUUAAUUCUACUUUGAUGCAAAGUGGAUAUGAAGGCUGGUGGACCCACAGGCGUUUUCUUGAAGUGGCAGUGGUCGUAGACCACACUCGCUAUCUUCAUCACCAAAGGAAUACCUCACUUGUACAGAAUGAAGUAUGCUUUAUUUUCCAUGGAAUAAGUGACUUAUUAAAAUCAUUGGAUAUUGAUGUGUUUUUAAUGGGAAUAGAGGUAUGGACUGAAGAAAGCUAUGUUUCAUUACACAGCAUAGGAGACGGCCUGAAUGGAUUUUGCAAAUGGAAGAGAAGGGGCUUUAAUACUCGUUUGCCCCAUGAUGUUGCACAUAUUUUUGUGAAAAAGGAUUUUGGUACCAAUGUUGGCUUAGCCUUUGUUGGAACAGUAUGUAAAACUCAUACAAACUGUGGAAUUGAUAGUUUUCUGAAUGGCGACAUAACUGAUUCAGCAUAUAUUGUGUCACACGAGAUUGGUCAUAAUUUGGGUAUGGGGCAUGAUGAUACCAAAACCUGUGGAUGUGGAAGAAGCAAAUGCAUAAUGUUUCCAUAUAAAGCAACAACAACUAAAUUCAGCAACUGCAGUUAUAUGAACUACUGGAACCGUAUUGCCCAAAAACCUUGUGUGUACACUUCACCAGAUCCACAGAAAGUCUUCAUGAUUAAAGGCUGUGGGAACAGAGUGGUUGAUGAAGGAGAGCAGUGUGAUUGUGGUUCCAGAUAUAUGUGUGAAAAGGACCCCUGUUGUCAGUCAGACUGCACUCUGACAGCUGGGGCUGACUGUGCUUUUGGACUUUGCUGUGAGGAAUGCUCAUUCAUGCCGGCAGGCUCCAUGUGUAGAAAAGAGGAAAAUGAAUGUGAUCUUCCAGAAUGGUGCAAUGGGACAUCACAUCAAUGUCCAGAAGAUGUGUAUAUGCAGGAUGGGACCUCCUGCACAGGCGGCGGCUACUGCUAUGAAAAGAGAUGCAAUAACCACAAUGAACAGUGUAGGAAAAUCUUUGGCAAACAGGCCAGGAGUGCAGAUCAGAGUUGUUACAGGGAAAUGAAUACCCGAGGAGACCGUUUUGGUAACUGUGGUCUCAAGGCUACUAAAUACGUACGAUGUAACAUCUCAGAUAUCCUCUGUGGGAGGCUUCAGUGUGAGAAUGUGACAGAAAUUCCCCUCCUGAGAGAUCAUUCUACUGUGCACUGGACUCACUUCAAUGGAGUCACCUGCUGGGGUACAGACCACCAUUUGGGGAUGACCUUACCUGAUGUUGGUGAAGUGAAGGAUGGCACAGAGUGCGGUGCAGGACAUGUCUGCAUCCAAAGGAAGUGUGUCCAUAUGUCCCUCUGGGAAAGUGCUUGUUCACCUGAGACAUGCAAUAUGAGUGGAGUCUGCAACAACCGACAUCACUGCCACUGCAACUCUGAAUGGGCCCCACCCAAAUGCCUGCUAAAAGGCAGUGGAGGUAGUGUUGAUAGUGGCCCACCCCCUGGCAAAAAUGAAAAGGUAGAAAGAAAGAAUAACCUGUUACCACUUUGGUUGAUUCUACUUUUUGUUUUACUAGUAAGUCUGUUACUUUUAAUUUUUAUGAGAAGAACUUAAAAAGGUGAUAAGGCAGAGAAGAUUGUUCCAACCUAAGACAGAAGAGAAGAAUAUUAAGACUUCACUAGAAGAUCAAACGCAGAGUGUUACAACUAUGCCUAAGGGAGAAACGCAAAAUACACCAGCUAACUAAUCAAAUGAGAAAGAAAACCAAUAAUUCCAAUUUCAAAAGAAAAUAGCAAAGCCUGAUGAUCUUCCCCAUGUAUUAAGUUUUACUCUCCUCGCAGUACAAAUGUUAACAGCAUGUGUCCUAGAUUACUGACAGAAAAUCUCAACUUUUUUGUCAUUGGGGACCAUAAACAGCCAUUAAACAACAAAAUAUACUAAUCCCUAGCCUAUUUCUACUUCCCAUCAUUUUAAGCAGUUUUAAUGGUUAAUUUUCAUGAGAUUAUUAUCUUUGUGUUUCUUGAGCAAAGACACAGUUUCUGGAUGGCGUGUGUGUGUGUGUGCGUGUGUGUGUGUGUUUCUUUUUACAGCCACACCUGCAGCAUAUGGAAGUUCUCAGCCUAGGGGUCCAAUCAGAGCUACACCUGCAGCCUACACCAC